AUGCGGUCGUCAUCGCCCGCGUCGCUGGUGCUGGCCCUCGGCCUCGCCGGCCGGGCGCUCGCCGACCCGACCUGGCCGUCGCCCAUCGACGAGCUCGAGGAAAUCAUGUUCCAGCUCACGUCGUUCCGCGCGCGCAAGUUCGCCGACACGGUCAGCCCGUGUACCAACGAGGCCUCGGGCCCGGGCCGGCAGAACGCGGCCGAGUGGCUCCGGACCGCCUUCCACGACAUGUCGACGGCCAACACCUUCUUCAAGACGGGCGGCCUGGACGGCUCGCUGCAGUACGAGCUGGACAACGGCGAGAACACGGGGCCCGGCCACAAGACGACGCUGCAGUUCAUGGCCCCCUUUGUCUCGCCUCGGUCGAGCUUGUCGGACCUCAUCGCGCUCGGCGUCUACACGUCGGUGCGCUCCUGCGGCGGGCCAGCCGUGCCGUUCCGCGCCGGCCGCAAGGACGCCACCGAGAAGGGCGCGACGGGCGUGCCGCAGCCGCAGAACUCGGUCGUCACCUUCCAGCAGCAGUUUGAGCGCAUGGGCUUCACCACCGAGGAGAUGAUCCAGGUCACGGCCUGCGGCCACACCAUCGGCGGCGUCCACAAGGACGAGUUCCCCGACCUGAUGCCCCCCAACGCGCCCGCCAACGGCGAGGUGCCCCUGGACUCGACCGUCGCCGUGUUCGACAACAAGGUCGUCACCGAGUAUCUGUCGGGCAACACGACCAACCCGCUCGUCGUCGGCCCCUCGGUCGCCAUCAACAAGAACUCCGACUUCAAGGUCUUCAACGCUGACAGCAACAAGACCAUGACCACCAUGACGGACAACGACAAGUUCAAGGACAUUUGCAAGGUGGUCCUCCAGAAGAUGAUUGAUGUUGUGCCGCCGGGUGUCACGCUCACGGAUCCCAUCGUGCCCUACACCGUCAAGCCCGUCAAUCUGCAGCUCACCCUCGCCCAGGGCGGCACCAUGCUCUCCCUGACAGGCUACAUCCGCGUCAAGACCACCGGCCUGCCCGACGGGAGCGUCAAGAGCAUCACCAUCACUUACAAGGACCGCAAGGGCUCGGCCGACUGCGGCUCCAGCUCCUGCGCCAUCACCAGCAGCCUGCAGGGCGUGGGACAGGGCUUCGACGACACGUUUGCCUUCUUCCCCAUCUCAGCCACCAUCCCCGCUGCGUCAGGCAUUUCUUCCUUUACCGUCACGGUCAACGAUAAGACGUACGACAACAACGGCAAGGGGUACCCGCUCCAGGACGACAUCAUCUUCCAGGCGCCUCAAAGCUGCGUGACGGGCAACGCGGGCGCCGUCACCCUGGUCGCCGCCGUGCGCAACGACGUUGCCGCCAGCAACGGCGCGCAGGCGACAGUGUACUACAAGGAGCCGCAGACGGGCAGCCCCGUGCCGCUGCAGAAGAGCGCCGCCGUGCAGCUCAAGAAGGGAAACUGCGUCGGCAAGUACACGCUGUUCACGUCCGACUACACCAUCCAGGGCGGCCUGCCGUACCAGUCGCACGUCGACGUCACGGCCGGCACGCAGACCGACGGCUUCAAGAGCCUCACUGACAUCGGCGGGACGUGCCGACCGUUUGACAACCCGGCGCCCUGCGACGGGGGGGAGCCGCCUGUCAGCUCGACCACCACUACCACGACUACUGAUACCACAACCACGACUACCACUACCUCGGAUGGCGGCUCGACCACCACGACGAGCACCACGGCGGCUCCGACUGAGACGUUGCAUCACCGCGACGCCGUCGGCGGGUACAAGAUGGUGUCUUGCUGGACCGAAGGCACGGGGGCGCGGGCUCUCACGGGCAACUCGUUUGCCAACGACUCGAUGACUCUCGAAAAGUGCAUGAACUACUGCAGCGCCUACGUGUACUGGGGUACCGAGUACGGACGCGAGUGCUACUGCGGCAACUCUCUCGACGGUUCCAGCAAGGCGGCCCCUCUGGCAGACUGCAACAUGCCAUGCGGCGGCGACGCCAGCCAGUACUGCGGCGCGGGCAGCCGUCUGGAGCUCUACUCAACGACGAGCGCGCCCGUAACGCCCACCCCCACGGCGACGCUCAUCCACAAGCCCACCGUCUCGCCCUACACGCUCGUCGGCUGCUGGACCGAAGGCAAUGGCAAGCGGGCGCUCGAGCAAAAGGCCACGGCCGCCAACGACAUGACCAACGACGCAUGCGGCACCUUCUGCAAGGACUUCAAGUACUUCGGCACCGAGUACGGCAGCGAGUGCUACUGCGGCAGCUACCUCGACGAGACGAGCCAGACGGCACCCCUCGCCGACUGCGCCAUGCCCUGCGCCGGCGACAAGUACCAGUACUGCGGCGGCAGCAGCCGCCUCGAGCUGUACAUGAACCCCAACGCGACGGGCGGGGGUCCCCCCGAGCAGCCCGCCGCGGUGGGCGACUUCGUGCUCGUCGGGUGCCAGACCGAGGGCAACGGCACGCGCGCGCUGGCCGACGCCGCGACGGCCGCCGACGACAUGACCAACGCCAAGUGCGCCGACUUUUGCAAGGCGUACAAGUUCUUCGGGACCGAGUACGGGCGCGAGUGCUACUGCGGGAACAAGCUCGACGUGUCGAGCAAGGAGGCGCCGCAGAAGGAGUGCGGGAUGCUGUGCGGCGGGAGCGCGCAGCAGUUUUGCGGCGCGGCGAACCGCCUGAGCGUGUAUACCAAGAAGGAGGUGCCGCCGCCGCCUGCGUCGCCGUCACCAACGCCUUCGCAGCCGGCAGGGCGACGGAGGCAUAGGUGGUGA
Molecule: messenger RNA, 2760 nt
Organism: Purpureocillium lilacinum
Lineage: Eukaryota; Fungi; Ascomycota; Sordariomycetes; Hypocreales; Ophiocordycipitaceae
Biological process (GO): cellular response to oxidative stress; hydrogen peroxide catabolic process; response to reactive oxygen species
Molecular function (GO): heme binding; peroxidase activity
Source: RefSeq, a predicted model, not a curated record